This is a messenger RNA of Drosophila sechellia, 3162 nucleotides long. RefSeq names its product SH2 ankyrin repeat kinase (gene Shark). Lineage: Eukaryota; Metazoa; Arthropoda; Insecta; Diptera; Drosophilidae. Gene Ontology annotation, biological process: protein phosphorylation. Gene Ontology annotation, molecular function: protein tyrosine kinase activity; protein binding; ATP binding. The transcript has 5 exons. The record is from RefSeq and is a predicted model, not a curated record. Bases 67 to 2859 code for a protein of 930 amino acids.
AACAACGAUCACACUUACCCAAAAUUAUUAACAAAACGCAGCAGGAUCGGAGCAAAUGGCCCAAAAAUGAGUCGCGAUUGUGAUCCCAUGAAAUGGUACCACGGCAACCUGUCCCGCGAGGCAGCCGACGAUCUGCUCAAGCAGGGUUACGAGGACGGAACAUUUCUGGUGCGCGAGAGCAGCACAGCGGCCGGGGACUUUGUGCUGAGCCUGCUCUGCCAGGGUGAGGUGUGUCACUACCAGGUGCGGCGACAUGGUGGCGAAGACGCAUUCUUCUCCAUCGACGACAAGGUGCAGACGAAGAUCCUGCACGGCCUGGACACGCUCGUGGACUACUAUCAGCAGGCGGCCAAUGGUCUGCCCACCAAGCUGAUAGUGCCCUUGAUCCGCGAUCUGCCGCCGCACAACACUCGCAGCCACGGAGUGACCAAUCUGCUGCAUCGCGCCACAAGCAAAAACGAGAGCAAGGUGGUCUUCGAACUGCUCAAGUGCGGCUAUCGGAAUUUCGAUGCCAAGAAUCAGGAUGGGCAGACGGCACUGCAUCUGGCGGCCCUGCACUCGGACGAGGAUAUACUGAAGCACCUGUUGAAUGCCAAGGUCCAGGUCAACAGCUCCGACUCCUUUGGCUGCCAGCCAUUGCACUACGCCGCUCGCUCCAAGCCGACCAGUUUCAUACGCACACUCAUCUCGGCACAGGCCAAUGUCCAGGGCAGAAACAUCGAUAAUGGCUAUGUUCCGCUGCAUGAGGCUGCCAAGCACGGCAACCUGGAGGCUGUGCAAGAGCUGCUCCUGGCUGAAGCUCCGCCGUUGCCAAGAACAAGUUCGGGUGAAUUUCCAUUCGAUCUGGCCAAGGAAGCGGGCCAAACGGCAGUGGAGGAAUUCCUGCUCAACUACAAGCUCCCACCGGCAAAUACCACAAGAGAUCAGUGGUACCAUGGCACUCUGACCAGAGACGAGGCCGUAGCCAUACUAAAAAAACAUGCCAAGGAGUUAUUAGCCAAACAACCGGAAGUGGAUACCUCCGGUUGCUUUCUGGUUCGCUAUUCCGAAUCGCCGGCGGCCUCGGGAUUGGUUCUAACGUUGCUUAGUGAUCAGGUGGUCAAGAAUUUUCGUAUUUCGCAAGCGGAUCUCUAUCAGAAUGGUGUCAAGGUGCAGUCCGGCGGGUCCAAGUUUCUGUACAUUGAUGACGGUCCCUACUGGCCAAGCGUGGAACAUCUAAUAGCCCACUUCAUGCGCUUCUCUUACGGGUUGCCAGUGAGCCUCAAGUAUCCGGUUCCGCCACAGCCCAAGCCAGAGGUGCCCUCGUUUGCCACAAUACCUCGAUCAUCGGUGAAGCCAAAAGCUACCCCGCCCACUCCAGUAUCGCCACAUUCGCAUCAUCAACACUCGCACGUUCCCGCCCUGACCAUAACGAAAAAAAAGCAGAAGGAGAACAGUAGCUCAAUGUUCAACACUCUGCGACUGACGAGUCCGAAGAAAUCGCUGUUCGACAUGAACAGCCUGCGCAAAAGCAAGUCCAAGGGCAAACGCAGUGAGUCCGAGAGCACUGUUAGUGGUUCUCUGGCCAGAACGGAGCAGGAGCUGCAGGCAGCGGCACCCAUGCUGAAGAGCCUGUCGUUCUCGACGGAGUUCUCAACGUUUAACGCGGAUGGCGGAGCUGGUGCUGGCGAAGUGUACAACGUGCCCAGGAACAACACGCCCAUUGAGAUUGACCUGCCACCGAUUGCCCAAAAGACUGAAGCCGAAGUUGAGUACUUCACGAAGAGUGAUGUGGCCAUAGAGCGCGAGCGAGCAGGCCAGUGGAUUGCCAACGGUUACCAGCCCACAGUGGACGUGCUCUCCCUGUUGGAUCAGCAGAUCAAGGCGCCCGCCGUGGCACGACUAAACUCGGUUGGUCCGACCGCAUCGACGGAAAGUGAGAUGGCCAGCUAUCUGCAUCGCAAGUGCAGCGGUACGCCCAGCACACCAAGCGCCACUGAGGUGGAGGCCGCCAAGCUGAGGUUCUUUAUUGAACCAGAUAAUCUAGUGCUGGAUAGAGAGAUCGGGCACGGGGAAUUCGGUUCAGUGCACAGUGGAUGGCUGCUGAGGAAGAGUGGUGCUGGCGAGGAAUCCCGCAUGGAGGUGGCCAUUAAGAUGCUUAGCGACGAGCACAGCAACAAGCAGGAGUUCCUGCGCGAAGCAUCAGUUAUGAUGCGGCUGGAGCACAAGUGUAUUGUGCGAUUGAUUGGCAUUUCGAAGGGUGAAAUGCUCAUGAUGGUUCAGGAGCUAGCUCCGCUCGGCUCCAUGCUGCAGUACAUACUGGAUCAUGGUCAUGAGAUCACGGCCAAUUCGGAGCUGAAAGUUUGGGCGUCACAGAUUGCGUGUGGCAUGCAUUAUCUGGAAUCUCAGCAUUUUGUGCACCGCGAUCUGGCCGCCAGAAAUAUAUUGCUGACCGCACGCCACCAGGCGAAGAUCAGUGACUUCGGCAUGUCGCGAUCCCUGAGGCCCGGUAGCACGGAAUACCAAUUCACCCAGGGCGGACGUUGGCCCAUUCGCUGGUACGCACCGGAAAGCUUCAACCUGGGCAUCUUCUCGCACGCCAGUGAUGUGUGGUCUUUUGGCGUGACCAUCUGGGAGAUGUUUUCCUUGGGCGCACCGCCAUAUGGGGAAAUAUCUAAUGUCGAUGCCAUCAAGUUGGUGGACAGUGGCGAACGCCUGCCGCAGCCCAAUCUCUGUCCAGCUUACAUCUAUGCCGUGAUGCAGAGCUGCUGGAAGGAACGACCCAAGGAUCGGCCGACCUUCGUCUAUCUCACCGAGUUUUUCGCCCGCGAUCCUGAUUACCAAAACCUGCCGGAAUUGGUGCAAACGGUUCACAUUUAAGCCAGUUUCCAUUUUCGACUUCUUCCGUUCUGAGUGCAAUUUUCUGUAGCUAUUUCUGUAAUAACUUCUAUUCCGUUUUUAACGUAUUAACGAUCUGGAAACCACAGAUCACUAUUGUUGUCCCCUAUCCUAGUAUUCAUGUUUAUAGCUUGUAAUAUAUUUUUUAAUCAUAUGUGUACAACCAAUUUGUGUCAAAAGAAAGCGAACAAGUGCCUUAAAAGAUUUAGCAUAUAAACUUUGUAUUCAUUUUUACAAAUUCAUUUUGUUUCAUUGGUUAUACAAAAUAAAAAAUAUUUUUAUACA